Lachnellula hyalina is the source of this 1761-nucleotide messenger RNA. It is a transcript of the gene FMP25, whose product is annotated as Protein FMP25, mitochondrial. The coding region runs from base 1 to 1761 and encodes 586 amino acids. NCBI's taxonomy places the organism in Eukaryota, Fungi, Ascomycota, Leotiomycetes, Helotiales, Lachnaceae. Gene Ontology annotation, cellular component: mitochondrial inner membrane. The transcript has a single exon. The record is from RefSeq and is a predicted model, not a curated record. Gene Ontology annotation, biological process: mitochondrial respiratory chain complex III assembly.
AUGAUUCAAUCAAGAAGAACCACCUCGAGAGCUUUCCAGAUUGCUCAACGAGCAAGUAAGGAGUCUCGCAAUUGUCAGCAAAGAUGUUUCGGGAAUGGACGACAAGCUCGAGUUGCUGCUGUCAGUAGAUCCUCGCCAAAGGCCAAAGCUGCAGGCUUUCUCGUGUCUGCUAUGAUUGGUGCCGGUUUCCUCUACUCUCUAGGAUAUCCAGGAACUUUGCAUGCUGAAACUGUUCCUGCUCCAGCAGAAGUAACCUUCGAGAAGGCUCGAAAGAAGGGAACAUCCAGGGAGGAGAACAGAGAUUUGAUAAGCUCACAGCAUUUACAAGUCAAGAAGAGCUGGGAAAGUCCGGGGGUCUAUGCAUGGGGAUCCAACAGCGGCAAAGUGGUUGCACCCGAUUCUGAUGAAGCAUUCAUUAAAACUCCACGAAGAAUACCAUUUUUCGAUGGAAAACUUAUUCGAGAUAUUAAGCUGGAUAGAAACUUUGGUGCCGCAAUUGCCGAGAAUGGAGAUCUACUUCAAUGGGGGACUGGAUAUUCUACAACUUCUUCAGGCCCAGAACCUACCCUCACAGGCAAAGAUCUAACCAAGCUAUCAAUCUCUCGAGACCGGAUUAUAGCUCUAUCCUCCAACGGAAAUGUCUAUUCGAUUUCUGCCUCCAAAGCCGACCAAGAUGCGGGACCAAAGACCCUAGAGAGUACUUGGUUCCCUUUCUGGAAAAGCAGAUCCGCCGUUAGUUAUCGAGAUCUCAAACCGGACAAUCUGGCCUGGGGUGAAAAGGUAUCAGAUGUCAGCAGUGGUCUGGAGCACUGCCUCAUUCUUACCUCAAAUGGCCGACUCUUCUCAGCUGCUUCCGGGACCGAGGAUUUCCCAAAGAAAGGGCAACUUGGCAUACCAGGCCUGACCUGGAAUACCCGGCCAUCAGGACCAUACGAUCAACCACACGAGAUCAGCACGUUGAGGGGGUUUGAAAUAUCCAAGAUUGCUACUGGGGAUUUUCACUCUCUAGCUGCCGACAGAGAAGGCAGAGUGUUUGCGUUCGGCGACAACUCUCUUGGUCAACUGGGCUUUGAUGCCGACUCUGAGUCUCCAAAUAUCGACGCCCCGUCUCUUCUCCCGAUCGACAAGCUCUAUAAGGGCACCAAUCUACACCCGAAAGUCACAGAUGUCGCAGCUGGAGGCGUCAACAGCUUCUUUACCAUCGACGCUACGAGAAUAGCAGGACAAGGAGAAGAUGACCCUCGUGGGCUUGGUCGCGUUACGGCAGACACCUGGGCUAGCGGACAAGGAAUCUGGGGAGGCCUCGGAAAUGGACGCUGGACACAUGUUCAAGGCACACCAACCAAAAUCAAAGCACUAUCCGGCCUUUUUGAAUACGAUGAGGUUGCUCACAAGGUCAUCCCCAUUCGGCUUGCACGUCUGUCGGUGGGAGCUACGCAUACUGCUGCUACUAUGAAUAAUGUGGUUCAUCUCGGGGCUUCUGAUUACAGUUCGGAGAAUGAUACGAAUUGGGGAGCAGAUGUACUUUGGUGGGGAAACAAUGAGUUUUAUCAGCUGGGGACCGGCAAGAGGAAUAAUGUUAGCAAUCCUACAUACAUCCAGCCUCUUGACAUAGAAGCAGAUAGGGAGAAAGGAAGGAGAGAAGAACAUAGGUUCCAGAUCACACCAAGGAAGAAUAUCCGAUUUGAAGGAAGAAAUGUUAGCGUGGAGCAGAGGAUUGAGUGCGGGAGGGGAGCAACCGCUGUAUAUUCUGGCACAUGA